This is a messenger RNA of Caenorhabditis elegans, 1132 nucleotides long. The record is from the annotation of a RefSeq genome assembly. Lineage: Eukaryota; Metazoa; Nematoda; Chromadorea; Rhabditida; Rhabditidae.
UCUCUUUCGUGUUCAAUUGUUUUCAUUUUCCUGCACAAUGUCCCGCUUUUACCUUUUUCUCGGCUUUUGCACUGUCACCAUUGUAUUUUACAUUAACAAAGUAUACAUUUACGACCAGCUUGGAAAAUCAAGUAUUUGGAACACGUAUGGUGGAGGAGAAAUUCGAACAAUUUUCCGGGAUCCAACCAUUUACCUUCGCCAAAAUGUUCACACGCACAUUGGAGAUAUUAGUUUUCUAGAAUUCAGAGAAGAGUUGUACAAAAAAUAUGGCUACAACUUAACUAUACCAACAUACCCAUUUGUGACCGUGGAAUCCAAAUUUCCUACAAACUGUACAUGGGAGUUCACAGAUUGGUUGGAGCAACAAACAAGGCGCACUGAUCGUCGGCCGAGAGCGUAUAUUCCAGACGGAGAGCAACGGGAUUACUUGAUGAAUAAAUACAGUGGGCUAUCAUAUAAAUAUGUCGAUGAAAGAAAAAAAAUUGAAUAUGACUUAUAAAAGUUGGGAUAACAUUGCAGAUAUCGUGACCUGGCACGCAAGAGACGUGCUCAGACUGGUGGAUGACAUGUCUGGAAUUUCCAUGCAUUACGCCAUGAAGAGAUAUUAUCUAUCUGGAAAGCGAGGGCUUGUUCUAGGAAGUGAUCACCCAAUCGUAGAAGUUCAAGCUAUACAAAAUGGUGCUUCUCGAAUAUUAUCCAUUGGACAGGUUGCUAGAGAAACAGAAGACAUUUCUACUUCAAGUCUCACAGACUUUGCUAAAAAUUUCAAAAAAUUUACGAAUGCUUUUGAUUUUGUCGCAAGCUACGGGGUCAUCGAGACAGUUGGUUUGGGAAAAUUUGGAGAUGUUCUGGACGCGUUUGGAGAUCUUCAAAUGAUGGCAAUGUUGGGAUGUUCAUUGAAAAAAGGAGGAUUGUUCUUUCUUGGAAUCCCAAUUGGAAGAGAUGCUUUAAUUUUCAAUCAGAAAAGAAUUUACGGGCAUGCGAGGUUACCCAUGUUGAUUGCAGGAUUCGAAUGGAUUGACACGUUUUCGGAAGACAGUGAGGCAUCUAUUGAAAUAACGGGACGAGAAAUCGAUAAGUUCCACAAAUUUGAGCAUUUCCGAAGAACUUUGGUUUUACGCAAACUUUAAUU